Messenger RNA from Myotis lucifugus (little brown bat), 951 nucleotides. RefSeq names its product calcium homeostasis modulator 3 (gene CALHM3). The record is from RefSeq and is a predicted model, not a curated record. Gene Ontology annotation, molecular function: monoatomic cation channel activity. Lineage: Eukaryota; Metazoa; Chordata; Mammalia; Chiroptera; Vespertilionidae.
AUGGAUAAGUUCCGCAUGCUCUUCCAGCACUUCCAGUCCAGCUCCGAGUCGGUGAUGAACGGCGUCUGCCUGGUGCUGGCCGUGGUCACUGUCAAGCUGUACUCCUCCUUCGACUUCAACUGCCCCUGCCUGGCGCGCUACAACACCCUCUACGGCCUGGGCCUUCUGUUCACACCCCCGCUCGUCCUCUUCCUCUGCAGCCUCCUUGCCAACCGGCAGUCUGUGGUGAUGGUUGAGGAGUGGCGCCGGCCCGCGGGGCACCGGAGGAAGGACCCAGGCAUCAUCAGGUACAUGUGCUCCUCUGUGCUGCAGAGAGCGCUGGCCGCCCCCCUUCUCUGGAUCCUGCUGGCCCUCCUUGAUGGGAAGUGCUUCGUGUGUGCCUUCAGCAGCUCCGUGGACCCUGAGAAGUUUCUGGACUUUGCCAACAUGACCCCCAGCCAGGUUCAGCUCUUCCUGGCCAAGGUGCCCUGCAAGGAGGAUGAGCUGGUCAGGGACAGCCCUGCUCGAAAGGCAGUGUCUCGCUACCUGCGGUGCCUGUCACAGGGCAUUGGGUGGAGGCUCACCCUGCUGCUGAUCGUGGCGGCCUCGGCCCGCUGCCUUAGGGCCGUGCUUGACCAGACGGUCUUUCUGGAGCGCAGAUACUGGAGCAAAUAUAUGGAUCUGGGGGAGAAGCUCUUCCAAGAAACGUGCUGUGAGCCUGCGCGGGACUUCGCGGGCGUCAGAGCCCCCGGAGACGUCAGAGCCCCGGAGGGCAUGGACGGCGAAAGUGGGAAAGCCCACCUGCGCGCAGUCUCCAGCCGGGAGCAGGUGAACCAUCUCCUGAGCACCUGGUACUCACGGAAACCGCCUCUGGACCUGGCGGCACCCCCCGGCCUCGGGGGGCGUGGCCUCAGCCACCGCGCUCCCCCGGCGGCGCCCGGGACCAGGCUGUCCCAGCACACGGACGUGUAG